UUGCUCUCAACGGUCUCCCCGCGUCCUGGAGUGCCUCUACGGCCGUCCUGCUCGUAGAGCACGAUGUCUCCCCUCGUCCUCCUCUCCUUCCUCGCGUCCCUCCUCCUAUGCUGCCUCUGCUUUCCCUCCGUCUGGACAUCCAUCACCGGCGGAGAUGAGUUCGACAUGCACGAAGCUGGCCUCGCGGUUGUCGCGUCUCGCACCCCCUUCCGCGAAUCUGGCCCGCCAGCAUGCAUGGCGAAGCUUAUCAUGCUCAGGCAUAAGAUACAGCAGGACAACACCAAACGGCGAAACCACACGAGCCAAGCCCGACGAGUCUCACGUACAUUCAACGCAUCACCCGCCCGCUCACCGCGCAACGUACCAUGGGUGCGCUUUGGGCGGGCAUACGGGAAGCAAAAUUAUUGACUGUAUACCACCACACCACCCUUACUACUCAUCGCGCGCGCUGCUGGGGUCGCAUCUGUAUACCCGGAGAAUAUAAUACCUGUUGUUGGCUGUUGUCGCACACUACCACCUCC
This is a messenger RNA of Trametes versicolor FP-101664 SS1, 521 nucleotides long. RefSeq lists its product as uncharacterized. The coding region runs from base 64 to 408 and encodes 114 amino acids. NCBI's taxonomy places the organism in Eukaryota, Fungi, Basidiomycota, Agaricomycetes, Polyporales, Polyporaceae. The transcript has 3 exons. The record is from RefSeq and is a predicted model, not a curated record.